This is a messenger RNA of Eremothecium gossypii ATCC 10895, 1740 nucleotides long. RefSeq names its product Spt10p (gene SPT10). Bases 1 to 1740 code for a protein of 579 amino acids. Gene Ontology annotation, molecular function: acyltransferase activity, transferring groups other than amino-acyl groups. The record is from RefSeq and is marked provisional. NCBI's taxonomy places the organism in Eukaryota, Fungi, Ascomycota, Saccharomycetes, Saccharomycetales, Saccharomycetaceae. The transcript has a single exon.
AUGAUCUUUCGAGAUUCUGAAAGCAUACCGUUGGAAUCCAAUGAGGCACACGAUCAGGAGCAACAUGACAUAGAAACAUAUUUGACGGUUCUACAGCCGCACACGAUUCUUCUUAAAGAUGGAGAAACCACAGCGACAAUGUACCCUAUUAGAGCAAAUUCUGACCUGCUACCACUGGGAUUGCUUGCAUUUUUGCUCGAUGAAUUCAAUAUGGAAGUGGAGAAGGGUGACAGCUUUCCAUACUACGAGCCCUUGGACCUUGACGAGUUCCGCAAAAUGUGGUUCCACACACAUGGUAUUGUUUGUGUGAUGGUCCUCGGAGAGAUACCGGAGCUAGACUACUCACUGGAGCUGAGCGAAGAUCAGCAGCUGCUGCAGACCGAGCAACUGCGGCAACAGGGCGUGACGACGGAACGAAACACGGUCCAAUAUCAAAAGCGGAAGGAGCGCCGCAACAUGAACCUGAAUAUACAGUGGGAAAAACAGUGCCUCGGAACCUUCAACCUGCUUCCCGCAUACCCAGGCCGCUCGUCGCACGUCGUCACAGGUACAUUCCUCGUGAACGCCGGGAUCCGCGGGAAGGGCAUUGGCAGGACCCUGGUCGAACGGUUCCUCGAGUGGGCGCCACAGCUCGGCUUCACGUCGUGCUGCUUUCCCCUCGUGUACGGGACAAACGUCGGCAUUCGCCGUAUCCUCGAGUCCUCGAACUUCAAGCGCAUAGGCAAGCUUCCAGAGUCCGGGAUCCUGAAGGGCUACGACUCGCCGAUCGACUCGUUUAUCUACGGCAAGGAGUUCACGCACGUCUCGAAGCAGAUCGACGCACUGAACUCCGCGCGCAAUGACUCGACCAAGGCCAAGUACGAGCGACUGAAGUUCUACCUCGAGACAAGCGAGUACCCCGCUUCCUGCAGCAGGAAUGAAAAGGCGCGGCUGCGCGUGAUGUCCAAGACCCACUCGAUCCUCAACGGCAAGCUCAUGUUCAAGGGCAGAGAGGUCGUCUACGAGCCCCGCAGACAACUCGAGAUCGCAUACGAGACGCACGCCGUCGACCAUCAGGGCAUCAACCGCGUCACCUCCAAGGUCGCCGAGCGCUACCACUGGAAGGGCAUCAAGCAGUCCGUCGCAAAGGUCAUCAGCACCUGUACGCGCUGCCAGGACACCCCCGCCCACGACGCGCAGCACCCCGGCAGCGGUCUCGUCAUUGACGCAACCGGCCCCGCCAACCAGACCCAUGUCGUUGUCCACGCCCACGCCAACGACGACCAACUCAGCCGCGUCGCUGAGGCCGUCGUCGGCUCGCUGCAGCGCGCAGAGGACCGCGACUAUGCAGAGUCUACCCCGGCAGACGCCACGCCCCGCGCCCGCGCCUACCCGCCCCCGGGCCAGCUCCGCCGCAUCCGCUUCCACACGCAGCCCGCCGCCAAGGACCCCGACCCCUCCAUGAAUAGCUUCACGCGCUACGCAGAGGAACACCUGCCGCGCAGCGCCAAAAAGCGCUCGCGCUACAGCUCCGCCGCUCACCCCGACUCCCCCAAGUCCGCCAGCGAGUCCGCCACCGUCCUGCUCGACGACACCCCGCCCAUCGACGAUGCCCUGCUGCACCUCGAGGACAACGUCAUAGCCGCCGUCGAAGCCGUGCGGAAGGAGCAGCGGGCCGCGAGCCUCCGACGCUCCCCGAACACCGACGACGACUACGUCAGCGACGACCCCUCCUUCCACGACGACCGCGCCUACUACUAG